CCCUUAUCAGCCCUCAAGCACUGUCGCAUAUUCUCAACGUGACCAAAGGAACGCUAGCUUAUGGUCUGCAGAGCAAGAAAGUUCAUGUCGAUGUCUUAAGUCUGUACUUCGGAUUCUUGCAAACAAGGACCUUCAAAGCGACGUGUAACAGAGUCGCCAAGGAAGCGAGAGCUGAGGCAACGGCUACGACAACUACCAGCGCAUCAGCGGCUUCCAUUCUAACAGAAACGACGACCUUUCUCGCAGUGCCCACAGCCCCCGUAGUCUCCACAGCCUCAGCAGCGCAAGACGCGCCUUCUGCUGCAGACGCCAGCACUAGCAGGAGAAGCGGCAUCAAGAAGCGCGCCCUGAGUUUCUCCGAGGCUCCAUCCAAGCGAGGAAAGGCACGCCCUAGUUAUGCGAGCGAGGUACAGGCUGCCGGAGUGCAACAUCCUGCAUUGUCCAUUGGCCCUAAUGGACGAUUGACACCAGACCGACCUGGAACAACAGAGCAGUCACAGAACUACGGUCACAUAGCGCAUGAUCUCAACAAAAUCAUGUCAAAGCACUUUAGCAAAUCGACAACAGUUUUACACUUUGACGGAAAGGCCUCGAUACAAAAGUCUCAAGAGCGACAAGAUCGGGCCAUAUCCCUCAGCAACCGGAUCAAGGCUCUGGAAGUGCGAGUUGACAACGCCAUAGGAAAAAACAGCGGCUCUUUGGACCCCCUGUACAAGCAAUGUCGAAACUCGUACAAGACAUCCAAGGCAGCGCUGGCAGACAUAAGAAAUGUGCUGGAGACCUUGGAGUGGCACAUCUGCGAAUGUCCCUUCCAAGCAGACACGCACAUUGCUGAGUUGUGUCAAGCUGAUAACAACAAAGACGACCUCGCAAUCAUUACCGCCGACAGUGAUAUGAAGGUAUAUCAAGGUGUUAGAGAAAUCACUAUACCCGUCGGAAAGUACCGAGAGCUUACCACGUACAAGAAGGCUGACCUGCUCGAGUCUCUGGACCUCGCAUGCGACCGUGAGCUGUUGCUAGUAUCAAUCGUUACUAAGAAUGACUACUCCAAGGCACUCCCGUGGCACGGCUUCCAAAGAAACACCAAGAUCAUCCGAGAGAUGAGAACCGAGACCGGAGCAGGCGAUGGAUCGACCAUGGACGCGCCAGGAUCCAAGACGACUGAGGCUGAGGUUAUCAAGGAGCUGAUCCAAGAGUAUUUGCAACGGGCGAGAGGAGGACAAAAAAAGGGUGUGGACGACUACACUCACGCCAUUUCGGCUUUCGUUCAAGUGCGUGAAGACUAUCUUAACUCCGCUACGCCAUCGUGCACGACCCAUGAGAGAAUACUGGGCGUACUCCAGAAGCUCGCGAAGUGCAAGCUGCAAAGGAGAAAUAUGACUCGAGCCUCGCGGACAAAUCCUCCAGCCGAUACACUCACCAUCGACACUUCUGCAGGCUUGGCGUUUUCUUCCCCUGUCCAGCACAGCCUGCAGACGCCUGGACAGCAGAUAAUUCUUCAAACCCAACGCCGUCGCCGCAGACACGAGAAAGGGAACGCCCAGCAACGGAGAAAGCGACGCCCCAAAGGCAAAGUAAGACGUAAGAAAGUCCGGGAGGCAAAAUGGAGACGAAGCAGGUAUGAUUGUCGUAUGACUUUGUUAGCGAGUUCAAAUUCAUUACGACCUUUUACAGCUUUGUCGCUUUGGUACAAUCAUCUUAUUGAUAUUUUUUUUUAAGUACAAGAGCAGGAACGGAGAUGCCAACCCUCGUUAUUCCCCUCAUGUUGUCAUGGACGUCAGCCAGUCAUGCCCGGCCGACAAGAUCACAUUGGAAAAGAUGUCCAUCGAGGAACCGCGCCUGCGGAAGAAGAAGGACGGAAGCAUGGAUGAUAAUCCUAAGGCCAGGAGUGAAAUCAAGGCGAAACCCAAGAAGGACGAGGAAAAUGAUAAAACGGAGAGGCGAGCCGGAGCUAACCUGACUAAGCGCCUGUUCGGAGAGGCUUUCAAGACUGCCACAAUGACUGCAGGGUCGAUCACAGGAUGCCUGCAUCGCGCCACGAAGCUGAACGUAGUCCAGACCAAGAUCGUCGCGGAACGCAUCAGCGAGACGGCCCGCAUCAUGAGCCAAACUCGUAUCCUCGUGUUUAAAGCGCUCGAACUUUUUCUCUACAAGGAGGUC
Molecule: messenger RNA, 2160 nt
Organism: Gamsiella multidivaricata
Lineage: Eukaryota; Fungi; Mortierellomycota; Mortierellomycetes; Mortierellales; Mortierellaceae
Exons: 4
Source: RefSeq, a predicted model, not a curated record